CCGCCCUUUCCGGCACGCCGCCAUUUUGUAUAAGUUUGUUAUGUAAGGAAAACACUACGAAAUUGUGGGAGAACCAAGCACAUCAAUCUAACGUAUAAGGAUACAAGCAGCACGGAGAAAUGGCCAAACGUCUGCUUAAGCUCCAGCCGUCCAGAUUGUUGACGGGCCCGGUUCCAUUAGCUUGUCGUGCUGUCUCCUGCAAACGACUAAAUUCCACUUCCACAGCAUCGGAGCCCCAAAGAACGUUUGGGAACCUAAAGGAUGAAGACAGAAUAUUCACCAAUCUUUAUGGCCGGCAUGACUGGAAGCUAAAAGGAGCGAUAUCCAGGGGUGAUUGGUAUAAGACAAAAGAGAUCAUUCUCAAAGGUCCUGAAUGGAUCCUUAAGGAGAUUACUACUUCUGGGCUGCGUGGUCGUGGUGGUGCUGGCUUCCCAACAGGCAUGAAGUGGGGCUUUAUGAAUAAACCAUCAGAUGGAAGGCCUAAAUACCUGGUGGUAAAUGCUGAUGAGGGAGAACCUGGGACGUGUAAGGACCGCGAGAUCAUGAGGAAUGAUCCACACAAGCUCAUUGAGGGUUGUCUAGUGGCUGGUGCUAGCAUGGGUGCUCGUGCUGCAUACAUCUACAUCAGAGGAGAGUUCUAUAAUGAAGCCUCUAACAUGCAGGUGGCCAUAAACGAGGCAUACAAGAAGGGGCUUAUUGGCAAGAAUGCCUGCGGGAGUGGGUUUGACUUUGACGUCUACAUGCACCGAGGGGCAGGGGCUUACAUCUGUGGGGAGGAAACGGCAUUAAUUGAGAGUCUCGAAGGCAAACAGGGCAAGCCACGCCUCAAGCCCCCAUUCCCCGCUGAUGUUGGUGUUUUUGGCUGUCCCACAACUGUGGCUAAUGUGGAGACAGUAGCCGUUGCACCUACAAUCUGUAGACGAGGUGGUGAGUGGUUUAGUGGCUUUGGUCGACCAAGAAACACUGGAACAAAGCUGUUCAACAUUUCUGGACAUGUGAACAACCCCUGCACAGUAGAGGAAGAGAUGUCUGUCCCACUGAAAGACCUUAUUGAGAGACAUGCAGGCGGUGUCAUUGGUGGCUGGGAUAACUUGUUGGGUGUUAUUCCUGGAGGUUCGUCAACACCACUCAUACCCCUAAGCGUAUGUGAUGAUGUAUUGAUGGACUUUGACGCACUUGUGCAGGCACAAACUGGUCUUGGGACAGCAGCCCUGAUAGUGUUUAACAAACAGGCUGAUGUUAUCAAAGGUAUUGCAAGACUUAUCGAGUUCUACAAGCAUGAGAGCUGCGGGCAGUGUACACCAUGUAGGGAGGGAUGCAACUGGAUGCUCAAAAUCAUGAACAGAUUCACUGAAGGCAAUGCAAAGACAUCUGAGAUUGACAUGUUGUGGGAGCUGAGUAAACAGAUUGAGGGGCACACUAUCUGCGCCUUAGGGGAUGGUGCCGCCUGGCCCGUGCAGGGCCUUAUACGGCAUUACCGACCAGAGAUUGAGCAAAGAAUGAAGGAGUUUGCGGAGAAGCAAGGCGUGAGUGAGCACGCUGCCGCUCUCUGAGUACCCUUACUUACCCCUACUGCACCGCUCCGAAACGCAUGUGCACCAUCGCUCCAAUAACAUCACUCUAGCUUUCUAUUGCUUAAGCUUCUUGCAAAUUGCGCUUGCAGUGUUGGGAAACUCACACAACAUUACACAACCUUCAAUGCUGUUCUGUGUGUAAACCACGAAUCUGCGAAGGAUUUCGUGAACAUUUUUAUUGACUAAGACUGCCAGCCAGUGGAUGUUGGCGCAGUUUGCACGGGGCUUUAGAACCUUUUUUCCAUAUUUUUUCAACGUUGGACAACUGUCCAUUUAGAGCUUUUCCAAUGUCUGCAAAGGUACACUUGGUUUGAAGGAACUCAGCUUAUAUUAAAUUUUAAUUGUAAAUACUUAACUGCAAAGUGUAAAGCCUCGUACAUACAGUGUUGUAACAGCUGUGUUGAACGCUAUCAUGCGGAUGGAGCAAUAUAUCGUACAUCUUAGUGAACACACAGUAUAGCAAUGCGUGACAAAACAACAAGGCCUGUGUACCGCGCUGUUUGAACACGACUUUACACUGAUGUGUGUUUCUAAUUGGAGGGCUGGUUCAGUGCGCGUGUAGUACGGUGCAUAAUCUUUUGUUUUCGGUCUGCUAAAUUGUCGUGUAUAGAGGAUUGCUUUAUUGUUGUUGUUACAAAAUUUUGAAUUGUAAUAAAUGUGAUAAUGGAA
Molecule: messenger RNA, 2243 nt
Organism: Nematostella vectensis (starlet sea anemone)
Lineage: Eukaryota; Metazoa; Cnidaria; Anthozoa; Actiniaria; Edwardsiidae
Product: NADH dehydrogenase [ubiquinone] flavoprotein 1, mitochondrial
Exons: 17
Coding region: 120-1553 (477 amino acids)
Biological process (GO): mitochondrial electron transport, NADH to ubiquinone
Molecular function (GO): FMN binding; 4 iron, 4 sulfur cluster binding; NADH dehydrogenase (ubiquinone) activity
Source: RefSeq, a predicted model, not a curated record